CGACCCCACUGUCCCACAACAGCAAAUGGGAAGUCAAGACAGGAGAGGGCUGUGUUGGUUGGACUUGGGGGACAAGCAAGGGAGCAAGAUAAAGCAAAUGGCAGCUCCUCUGCCUUUCAUUCUCAGAAACCCUCCUCUACGUCUCUGCACUCACCACCUACUCCCUCCUCUUUCCUACACCACCACCACCGCAACAACCACCGCCAAGCCCUUCUAUCUGAUUUCCUUCUCUCCCUACAACGCCAGGUCCUUCCCCAUCCUAAUGUCAACUCAGAUGGAAGGGCGUGAAAUUACAGAGGAAGUUACGGAGACAACUGAGACCAAUGUGAUUGGGACGAAGAAAGUAUUUGUGGCCGGUGCCACUGGAAAUACAGGUAAAAGGAUUGUUGAGCAGCUGCUGGCCAAGGGUUUCGCAGUUAAAGCCGGAGUUCGGAACUUGGAGAAAGCGAAAGCUAGCCUUCCCUCAGACAACCCAGCUCUUCAAAUUGUGAAGGCAGAUGUUACAGAUGGUUCUGCUAAGUUAGCAGAAGCAAUCAGCGAUGAUUCAGAUGCUGUGAUUUGUGCCACUGGAUUUAGCUAUGGAUGGGAUGUGUUUGCUCCAUGGAAGGUUGAUAAUUUUGGCACAGUGAAUCUCGUUGAAGCAUGCCGUAAACUUGGUGUGAACCGGUUUAUUCUUGUGAGUUCCAUCUUGGUCAAUGGGGCAGCAAUGGGGCAGAUUCUCAACCCAGCUUACAUAUUUCUUAAUGUUUUUGGACUCACCUUAAUAGCAAAGCUUCAGGCAGAGAAUUAUAUCAGGAAGUCUGGUAUAAACUACACGAUUAUAAGGCCCGGUGGGUUGAAAAACGACCCUCCAACCGGAAAUCUUGUAAUGGAGCCGGAGGACACACUUUCGGAAGGCAGCAUCUCUAGAGAUCUGGUAGCAGAAGUAGCUGUAGAGGCAUUAGCGAAUCCUGAAGCGUCUUACAAGGUUGUGGAGAUAGUUUCGCGGCCUGACGCACCUAAGCGUUCGUAUGAGGAUCUUUUCGGUUCCAUCAAGCAGCGGUGAUCGUUCACUCACUGAGUUUCAUACCAGAUUACUAUGUUGUCAAGAGUAAUAGUAGUAUUCCAAUUUUCACUAAAUUAUAAAUAAUUCUCGAAAUCAAGUUUUUAGUAAAGAUAUUGAACAUCACUUCCAAAAGAAAAUAAGCAAGAAAAGAAUAAGAUGGGGAAUUUAAAGGAACAAGUUUAAAAGAAGAAAGCCAGCAAAGAAGCCAUGGCCCCUAGUGCAGCAGCAGGAGCACCUAGAGCGGCUGCCGUGCUCUCCAUCGGUGCAGGUGCAGGAACACCAACAUCUUCAGCAGCUCCGAACGACGCGAAGCUCACAAGAACAAUCGUGCAGAUGGUGAAAACCAUGGCCAAUUUGCAACCCUCCAUAUUUUUCUUCUUCUGAACACUACUUCUCAAGUCACAAGUAGAAGUGUGCUGAUGUUUUUGGUUUGAGGAAAAUGAUGAAGCUUAAGUGGGUUUUGUAGGGAGGGGAUUAAGGAGUUUAGUGAAUGGGAGCGUGACACAUGUCGGAUUAUGUUGCUUUAACAGCAAGCAAAAUGAUUUGGGAGUGGUGUGGGAUGUGUUUAAAAAUGCAAGAUUAGGGGAAUAUAAUCUCUUUCCAGACAAUUGCUCGGAAUAUUUGCAUCAAUUUUAGUGGAAUACAUGUGAGAGUUUGAGCUU
This is a messenger RNA of Pyrus x bretschneideri (Chinese white pear), 1707 nucleotides long. RefSeq lists its product as uncharacterized. NCBI's taxonomy places the organism in Eukaryota, Viridiplantae, Streptophyta, Magnoliopsida, Rosales, Rosaceae. The record is from RefSeq and is a predicted model, not a curated record. The coding region runs from base 26 to 1045 and encodes 339 amino acids. The transcript is spliced from 5 exons.